UAAUUCUCUGGCAUUUGUACCGACGGUCUAUUAAUUGUCUGGUAUAACAUGUUUAUAAAUACAAUUGCAGACUGUUCUUUAUGAAGCUCAUCGGAUUUCUGGCAUUUUUACGCAAAGGGCAUCGCGAUGGAGGACGCAGGCGUGUUAAUGAUGUGUCCCGUCUCGUCCUAUCUCGAAGCUCAGAUUGACGAGCGCUUGAAGCUCUUCAGACUCUGGGACGCUUCUCCUUCCAUGUCCGAUUUCCUGAAGCUCAAUGCCCGUUCAAUUCGAGCCGUCGUCGGAAGCGCAUCGCACGGGGCUGACUCGGGGCUCAUCGACUCGCUUCCCAACCUUGAAAUCGUCUCCACCUGCAGUGUAGGUUACGAUAAAAUUGACCUGGCUAAGUGCAGAGAGAGGGGAAUUCGAGUCACCAACACUCCCAAUGUGCUCACAGACGAGGUCGCCGAUGCAGCAAUAGCGCUGGUCUUGGCGACCUUGAGGAGAAUCUGCGCUGCUGAUGGCUUCGUCAGAAUGGGUCUGUGGAGGAGUUGCAAUUUUGAGCUGGCCACCAAGUUCAGUGGUAAAUCAGUUGGGAUAAUAGGGUUAGGCAGAAUAGGUUCAGCAAUAGCAAAGAGAGCUGAAGCAUUUGGCUGCAGAAUCAGCUACACCUCCAGACUGAAGAAACCCCAUAUCAAUUACACAUUCCACUCAAGUGCUGUUGGUUUGGCUGCUGAUUCUCAAAUCCUAAUUGUUGCUUGUUCGUUAACAGAAGAAACACGACACAUUGUAGAUCGUAGGGUCAUUGAUGCUUUAGGUCCAAAUGGUGUUCUAAUCAACAUAGGACGAGGUGCCCAUCUGGAUGAACCUGAACUUGUGUCUGCUUUGCUUGAAGGGCGAUUAGGUGGGGCAGGGCUUGACGUUUACGAGAAUGAGCCUGAUGUGCCCGGUGUGCUUUUCAGUCUGCAAAAUGUUGUUCUUCUGCCUCAUGUUCCAAGCGACACCAUUGAAACUUCCCGGUCCAUGGCUGAUCUUGUUGUUUCAAAUUUGGAGGCUCAUUUUCUUAACAAACCUUUACUAUCUCCUGUGAUUUGAAUGGUCUAUGAAAAGUUUCUUGGGGUUUCAGCUGACCUUUCUUCCUAUUUCUCUAGGUGCUAGUCACCAUUUUCCUUUCUUUGAGAAGUAUCGAUUUUUAUGAAGUCUCAAAAUUGUGAUAAUUUGUUCUGUUUAUCUUGAACUAAGGUUUCCAUAUUGUAACACUUAAAUAUCAUGAUAUUCAGAACCCUUUGUUUCAAUGAAUGUGCUCAUAUGUUACUUUUAUUACCCGGUAAAUGGCAUGUAUUAUAAAUCCCCUUGUAAGAUGUUAAUAGUCUAUUUUUACAAGGCAUUUUUGUUGUCUAUGUAGCG
Messenger RNA from Cuscuta europaea, 1383 nucleotides. Lineage: Eukaryota; Viridiplantae; Streptophyta; Magnoliopsida; Solanales; Convolvulaceae. The record is from the annotation of a GenBank genome assembly.